This is a messenger RNA of Baudoinia panamericana UAMH 10762, 603 nucleotides long. RefSeq lists its product as uncharacterized. Bases 1 to 603 code for a protein of 200 amino acids. Gene Ontology annotation, molecular function: calcium ion binding. NCBI's taxonomy places the organism in Eukaryota, Fungi, Ascomycota, Dothideomycetes, Mycosphaerellales, Teratosphaeriaceae. The record is from RefSeq and is a predicted model, not a curated record. The transcript has a single exon. Gene Ontology annotation, cellular component: endoplasmic reticulum-Golgi intermediate compartment; extracellular exosome.
AUGAUUACGAGAAUAGCAUUGACCAUCAUAGCGCUGCUGGAGCUUGCGCUGGCCCACGGUGGCCAUGAACAACAACCCAUACCAGCAGACGCAGACUGGGCAACGCGGCAUAUGGCUGAGGAGCAUCACAUCACCUCCUUCGACGCCGGAGCUUUCUUCAACCUCCACGACUACGACAGCAGCAAUGAGUGGACACGUGAGGAUAUCCUCAAGACCUACGGUCUCAAAGAUGAGUCUACCCACCAUAUCUCGCAGGCCGAGAAGGACGCGGCAGUGGACAAGGUAAUUGCGCUCUACGACCGAGACUUGAGCGGCUCCAUAUCGUUCGCCGAGUUCACUAUUGGCGAUGCGCAAGGCCUCAAGAUGCCCGAUUUUGGCUAUGGCCCUGGCCAUCACGGAGAUGACGAGUACGAGUAUGAGAUCCACCAUUACGAGAAGUACCACGGGGAAGACGCAACGGAGGAGGAAUUGAAUCAUCCAGAAGACAUUGAGCACUUUCGGAAGCACGACAUGCUCGAGCAGCAGCAGGAAAGACAGGAGCAAAUGGACCGAAUGUCGAUCGUGGAAGCCAACAUUCCGGCCAAGUUUCGUCGCAAUGGCUGA